AUGGUCCGUUCUUUCGAGAGCCGUAUCGAGGCGGAAGCGACGAUGGUGGAGAAGAUGCUGGAUGUUGAGGAGAUUGACGACACAGACAUCGCCGACGAGGUGGACAUUUUGGACAGCGGUGAGGGUGAACUGUCACCGCAAUCCGGGCGCCACGAUUGGGCUAGCCAACUGGUGAAUGUGGGCCAUAUGAAUGGUAUCCGCUACCCGGACUCAGCAGCCGUCUCCCCAAACGGAAAUGGCUGCCUGGACCCCGAUCGACGCAUGAGGCGACAAAUUGCCAACUGCAACGAGCGCCGCCGGAUGCAGAGUAUCAACGCUGGCUUCCAAACACUCAGGAAUCUACUGCCGAGGAAGGAGGGGGAGAAGUUGAGCAAGGCAGCGAUACUCCAACAGACCGCUGAGCUGAUUCAUAGCCUGAAGAAUGAAAUGAAUCGAUUGUUGGAUGACCGGGAAGGGGCUGUGCCGAAGAGGCGGAGGUUUUCAGAAGAAAUCGCCCACGAAGAAACGCGGCAAGUCAUCGAACAGCUCCAAUGUGCCUUAGAACGAGAACGGGGCCUUCGAGCCCUGUACGAAAGCCAAUUAGCUAGCCAACUACCAAUGGCCCAGCCCGCCAAGCCACAACCCCCACUCGGGCUGGUACAAGAAGAAGCCAAAAUGUUGCGAAUGCAUAUCGGGGAAGAGACGGCGAGACCCGUGCCAACAUUGGCGCCAUUGCCACUUUUGACGAUGGUCGGCACUACGCAUAAUACUAUCAACCAUGCGCUGUCGCCCGAGGCUACGGUAUCGGUGAUCAAGCCGUUGCCGACGACACCAGUUCUCGAAGCCCUCCCACCAACACCAACAAUGAGCCUCACCCCCCAGCCACCCACGAUAAACACCUCAACACCGACGAUUGCCCUGAAUUUCGGCAUCCAGCGGCCACUGUCCUCCCUGGGCGGACCGACAAACUCCCCCUCCCCUCCACAACUAAAUACACCACCUGUAUCGGCGGCGUUUGAGACUCACCGCUCGCUGAAUGUCAUCCUGGAUGCUAUUCGGCAUUUGGAGGGUGGAGCUUAUCAGGCAACCCCUCCAACAACCCCUACCUCACAUGCCAACCUGAUGGUGCGC
Molecule: messenger RNA, 1110 nt
Organism: Mesorhabditis spiculigera
Lineage: Eukaryota; Metazoa; Nematoda; Chromadorea; Rhabditida; Rhabditidae
Source: the annotation of a GenBank genome assembly